GUGGGGUCCGGCCGUGCCGCUGGGGCCGCCGUGUCCCGCGGGGCUUGAGCUCGAGGCUGCUCUGCCUCGUGCAGUGGGAGCUGUGCGGGGCUGGGGCAGCGGGGCAGGGCUCCGGGCGGCUGGUAUCCCACCACUUCCUCGCGUAAACGCCCCCGCAGCUGCGGCCCCGCUUCCCCCGGCGGGACGCGGAGCGCGCUGCCAGCUGCGGCUGCUGCGGCCGUCGAGGAAUCGCUGCCCCAUCCGCCGUCCCGCAGUGCUACUGUUGGUUGAAGCUUUCACCUUUUGCUGAGAGGCCUGGAGGCAGACUUCUGUGUGUAACAAAUGGCGGCACAGUGUGUGACAAAGGUGGAGCUGACUAUUGCCUGCACCAAUCUCUUGGAUAAAGAUGUUGGUUCCAAGUCAGACCCUCUGUGUGUGCUUCUCCAGAACACAAGUGGUCAGCAGUGGUAUGAGGUUGAUCGCACAGAAAGAGUUAAGAAUUCCUUGAACCCAAAGUUUGCCAAGAAAUUCUUAAUUGAUUAUUAUUUUGAGCUUGUUCAGAAACUUAAGUUUGGAAUAUAUGACAUUGAUAACAAAACCUAUGAUCUGAGUGAUGAUGACUUCUUAGGAGAAUUAGAAUGUACGCUGGGACAGAUAGUUUCUAGCAGGACUCUAACAAAACCAUUAGUUCUUAAAAAUGGCAAACCUGCUGGAAGAGGAAGCAUUACGAUUACAGCAGAAGAAGUAAAGGAUAACAGGGUGGUUGUAUUGGAAUUAGAAGCAAGGAAACUGGACAAUAAGGAUUUUUUUGGAAAGUCAGAUCCUUAUCUGGAAUUCCACAAACAGACUGGAGAUGGAAACUGGGUGAUGGUUCACAGAACAGAGGUUAUUAAAAACAAUCUGAAUCCUGUUUGGAGGCCUUUUAAAAUCUCUCUCAAUUCUCUGUGUUAUAGUGACAUGGAUAAGCCAAUCAAGGUUGAGUGCUAUGACUAUGAUGGUGAUGGGUCUCAUGAUCUCAUAGGAAGUUUUCAAACAACGAUGUCACAACUGAAGGAAGCAUCUCGAUUGACACGUGUUGAAUUUGAGUGCAUCAAUGAAAAGAAAAGACAGAAGAAAAAGAACUAUAAAAACUCUGGCAUUGUGAGUGUUAAGCAUUGUGAGAUUAUUGUAGAAUGCACAUUCCUUGAUUACAUCAUGGGUGGAUGUCAGCUGAAUUUCACCGUGGGGAUAGAUUUUACAGGCUCCAAUGGAGACCCUCGCUCUCCGGACUCUCUGCAUUACCUCAGCCCUAAUGGAGUUAAUGAAUACCUAACAGCCAUUUGGUCUGUCGGGAUGGUCAUUCAGGAUUAUGAUACAGAUAAGAUGUUUCCAGCCUUUGGAUUUGGUGCACAAAUUCCUCCUUCCUUUCAGGUAUCCCAUGAGUUCCCAAUAAAUUUUAACCCUUCAAACCCAUUCUGUAAUGGAAUCCAAGGCAUUGUUGAUGCAUAUCGAGCCUGUCUUCCUCAAGUGAAAUUAUAUGGACCAACAAAUUUUUCUCCAAUUAUAAAUCAUGUGGCAAGAUUUGCGGCUGCAGCUACUCAGCAGCAAACAGCAUCUCAAUACUUCAUACUUCUGAUCAUAACGGAUGGUGUGAUAACAGACCUCGAUCAAACUCGAGCUGCCAUAGUUAAUGCUUCAAGGUUGCCCAUGUCCAUUAUCAUUGUUGGUGUGGGAGGAGCAGACUUUGAUGCCAUGGAGUUUCUUGAUGGUGACAAUGGAGUUCUUAGGUCCUCAUCAGGAGAGCCAGCUGUCAGAGACAUUGUCCAGUUUGUGCCAUUCAGGAAGUUCCAAAAUUCUCCCAAAGAAGCUCUGGCUCAGUGUGUCCUGGCAGAAGUCCCUCAGCAAGUGGUGAACUACUUCAGCAUGUACAAACUUGAGCCUCCUAAGAAUCUUGCUGCAAAAUGAAUGGGCUGAGCAGAGGAAAGACUUUGUGCUUGCUUUACUUGCUGUAUCUACAGACUUUGGUUCUCUGUAUACUUCUGUAUACGUGUACACAUGCCUCUGUAUCAUAAUGUCUGUUAGCUUUUGCCUACAAAUCACUUUGCCAAGUGUGCCUUUUAAGGGCCAAAAUUGUAAUGGUGUUUAAGUUUGAUGUUGAUUUGAGAGAUAAUGCUUACAUGGAUACAUUUGAUUUUGAAAAGAGUGUAAAAAAGAGUUUCUAUCAAGACGCCAUAACAAAAUUUUGAUACAGGUGUUUUGUAUUCAGACAAGUGCCAUAGAGUGUAAAGGCCCUCCUUGCACAGCUGCUUCUUGUUUGCCACUUCAGUGCCUUUGGGCAAUGCCUGGGAUUCAGGACUGUGUGAACAUAAGCCAAAGAUGUCAUUAAAGUAUAUAUUCUUUUGUAGUAUGCCUUCUCUUAAGGUAGUGUGGGAAUAACAAGGGUGAAUCAAGGUCAGCCUCUAACAUCUAAGAAUAGUACUACUGGCCUAUGAGGUAAAGGCUGUAAGAUGUGUUCCAAUGUGCAGUGUACUGGAAAAUGGAAAUUCGAGAUUUAUUUUGGUAGGGGUUCUCUUUUGGGGUUCCAUCCCCUCCACAAAAGAGUCGUGACUAUUGAUCUUCAAAGUGCUUUUUGUGAAGUAGGAAUUCGGUUUUUAGUUUACAAGUUUUCUCUGAUUUAGAACUGCAUAUUUUGAGGUAAAGUAAGUUCUUCAAAUUGCUGUUGUAUUUACUUUUGUCAUAUUUUGAAUCAUGCUGUUUUUCCAUAAGCCCACUAAUGAGAAGUGCCUGCAAAAAAAACUGAUAUUCCCUCUUUUUCUCCUUUUGGGAAGACACAAAAAAGUCAAGUCUCUCAAGCCCUAAUCCUGUAAUCAUACUGCAUUUCUCUAGGGCAAACAAUUUCUGAUUUAUUUACUUGGGUCAAGUUUUCCCUUCACCUUUUAUACUAAGUCUAAGUUAUGUGUUUGCUUAGUGGAUAAAUGAAGGUUUCUUGACCUCCAGCUGCAUACUGCUUGCUGAGGAUCUCUUCCGAUCCUUUAACUUUGUGUAACAUAAGUGGAUGGAAAGGUCACAUUUAUCACUUCUGAAAUGCCAAUCUUGAACAUUAAUUUUGCAGUUUCACCUUUGAAGUGGUUUUGAGUUAGGCAUCCAACUUAUCUCAUGUGGAUAGUCUGGCUGUAGUAUGUAAGAACAGAAUGGGCUACUGCUAAAUUUAGCACACUUGGACACUCAAGAUUUCACCAGGUCAUAGUGUAUUUGACUUUUAGUAGCUGGAGCUGCUUAGUGUGCUUUUUUUUUUUUUUUUUUUUUUUUUUUUUUUUUUUUUUUUUUUUUUUUUUUUUUUUUUUUUUUUUUUUUUUU
Onychostruthus taczanowskii (white-rumped snowfinch) is the source of this 3315-nucleotide messenger RNA. RefSeq names its product copine 3 (gene CPNE3). Bases 322 to 1923 code for a protein of 533 amino acids. The record is from RefSeq and is a predicted model, not a curated record. The transcript has 17 exons. NCBI's taxonomy places the organism in Eukaryota, Metazoa, Chordata, Aves, Passeriformes, Passeridae. Gene Ontology annotation, molecular function: calcium-dependent phospholipid binding; receptor tyrosine kinase binding. Gene Ontology annotation, cellular component: plasma membrane. Gene Ontology annotation, biological process: ERBB2 signaling pathway; cellular response to calcium ion.